Messenger RNA from Carassius gibelio (silver crucian carp), 2192 nucleotides. RefSeq names its product homer protein homolog 2. The record is from RefSeq and is a predicted model, not a curated record. Lineage: Eukaryota; Metazoa; Chordata; Actinopteri; Cypriniformes; Cyprinidae. Gene Ontology annotation, biological process: G protein-coupled glutamate receptor signaling pathway; regulation of store-operated calcium entry. The transcript has 9 exons. The coding region runs from base 273 to 1322 and encodes 349 amino acids. Gene Ontology annotation, molecular function: G protein-coupled glutamate receptor binding. Gene Ontology annotation, cellular component: plasma membrane; cytoplasm; dendrite.
GUGUGUGUGUGUGUGUGUGUGCGUGGGCUGAUCCGCGGCGCGUCGGUGACUCGCUCAGUUUGGUUUCAUGAUCAUCUGCUGCGGACUGAACUCACACUCACGCGUUUCUCUGAUCCUGUCUGGAAAUAUUAAUAAAGAUCCGCCCGCGCGAGCUGAAGUUAGUUUGUCGCGGGAAUCUCUGGUUUCUGAAGGAAACACUCGGGAACUGAUGCGAGAGAUUCUCGAGUCUCUGGAACUGAAGACGCGUCACGGAUCCGACGGAGAGCAGCGCGAUGGGGGAGCAGCCGAUCUUCACCACCAGAGCUCAUGUCUUCCAGAUCGAUCCCAGCACUAAGAAGAACUGGGUUCCCGCCAGUAAACAGGCCGUUACCGUCUCCUACUUCUACGACAGCACACGCAACAGCUACCGCAUCAUCAGCGUGGACGGGUCAAAGGUGAUCAUCAACAGCACAAUUACCCCCAACAUGAACUUCACUAAAACAUCGCAGAAGUUUGGUCAGUGGGCCGACAGUCGCGCAAACACAGUGUUUGGACUCGGCUUCGCCUCCGAACAACAGCUGUCCAAGUUUGCGGAGAAGUUCCAGGAAGUCAAAGAAGCAGCGAAACUGGCCAGAGAAAAAUCUCAGGAGAAGAUGGAGACGUCCAGUGAUCAGUCGCAGGAAUCUGGCCAUGAAACCCAAUCAGGCAAUCAAGAGUCCAGCUUCAACGGAACGGAUGAUGAGAAGAUCUCACACGUGCCGGACGACACCGCACUGAAGAGCGAGAACGACCGGCUGAAGUCUGUAGCGGAGCAGAGUAAGAAGCUGGAGAUGGAGCUGCAGGCGCUGAAGGACAGCAAUGCUCAUCUGACAGACACGCUGAACGAGGCUAACAGCAAGGCUGAGAGCUGGAAGAGUAAAGUGACCCAGAGCCAGGACGAGAACAACCAGCUGAGGCACAAGAUCUCGGAGCUGGAGGAUCAGUGUAAGGAGGUGAAUCUGGAGAGAGAGAGAAAUGCUCAGCUGAGUCUCAGAAUUCAAGAGCUGGAAGCAGAUCUACAGGAAAAAGAACAGGAGCUCGAGGACCUGCGCAAACAGGCAGAAACCAUCCCGCAGCUCGUGACCAAAUGUGAAAGUGUCACGGCCAAACUACAGGCUGCAGAAACGGCCAACAGAGGCCUGAGCGAGAAGAUGACGCUCCUGCAGAGCGAGAUCGACGACAGUCAGCAGAACCAGAAGAACAUGAAGAGCGAGCUCAAGAGGUUCAUGGACGUUCUGGACGGGAAGAUUGAUGAGCUCCAUGAAGUUCGGCAGAGCAUUUCUAAACUGGGCGUCGAUAACUGAACACACACACACACUCUCUCUCUCUCACACACACACACUCACACACUCUCUCUCUCUCUCUCACACUCACUCUCUCUCUCUCUCUCUCUCUCUCUCUCUCUCUCUCUCUCACUCUUAUACACACACACACACACACACACACACACACACGGACUGAAGGGUGUAUUUAGCCGCUGCAGAUCUCAGGGCCCUUUGGAAUCGCUGAUAUGCACAAACACACGUGAACUGCAGAAUCACUAAGUGCCUGAAGGUGGCGCUCUCUCUGUCUCUCCGCCUUCCCUCAUAAACUCUUCUGACAAUCGUCCUGUUUAACACGAGGCCUCGAGACGCUCCUCAUGCAAUACACGCCUCAGGCAGCAGGACGCACCUCUCUUCUUUCGCUUCUUCUGUUGGUUUGUUUGUGUUUUUGAGAUGGAGUCGCAUUCAAAUGAUUCUUAUUCUGAUCGAUGAAAAUAUGAGCCAAAUAUCUGCUGUGCUGAAGGCAGUAUGUUCGGUGCAGAUGUGUGUCGUGCUCAGCAGUGUUUGUGAUGUGCUCCUCCACUUGUGUGUGUGUGUGUGGCAUUCAGGUGAUGGGAUAAUUUACACAUGCUUUUUUUAGAAUAAUCUCAGCCUUUUCUGAGUCUGAUCGGAGCGCUUGAGCUUCCGAACUCUCUGCUCAGUUCCUUGCAGUUGUUCUUUCUCUUGAUGCUGUUUGAAUGUUGUGGCUGGUGUAUUAUAGAGCACUGAGUGUCUUUGGCACCCUCUAAAACACACACACCUUACUGGAAACUUGAGCCUUUUCCCCUCUUUAUGAAAAAAAAAACUAAAAAAAACUUUUGUUGAUCAAAAUUGUGAAAUAAAUAAUUGUGGAAAUCUAGUUUCUGAAAGAGA